Harmonia axyridis is the source of this 1281-nucleotide messenger RNA. RefSeq names its product rRNA methyltransferase 3, mitochondrial. The record is from RefSeq and is a predicted model, not a curated record. Gene Ontology annotation, biological process: RNA processing. The coding region runs from base 108 to 1274 and encodes 388 amino acids. Gene Ontology annotation, molecular function: RNA methyltransferase activity; RNA binding. Lineage: Eukaryota; Metazoa; Arthropoda; Insecta; Coleoptera; Coccinellidae. The transcript is spliced from 4 exons.
AGCCAUCAAAACUGUCAAAACAUUAAAAACCGAACACAUGAGUGUAAUAGGUUAUAAUUUUGAAAUUUUAUUCCCAUUUACAACUAUUAAUUUAUUUGAAAAAAAAAAUGUUUAUCAUUAAACAGCUCGUUAAUGGUAGAAUUAUACAAAUCACAAAUUUACAACAAUUACGAUAUAUUCCAAGAUGGUCAAGUCGUACACCUAAAAAGGUAUACAUGCCUGAAGAAAUAAAUGAAAUUGAGAAGGAAUCAAAGACUUAUGAUGAAAGAAUAAUUCCAGAUGACAAACUAGAUUCUAUUCCAAAUUUAAGCCUUGAAACUAGAAAUUCCAAACCUAAAAAAAAACUUCCAACUCUUCGAAAAUUGAAAAAUAAAGAGGAAAAACAGAAUGACAUGUUAGAAACUAUAAUAGAUUCUGAUGGUAAUCUGGUAUACACUAAAAUGAAUAAUAACGACUCCAGAGUUGCGAGAAUUCUAUCGAAUUUGAAGUCGCCUAAAUCUCUUAAAAAGAAAGAAUCGUUUCUAAUAGAAGGAAAAAGACUAAUUAAUGAAGCUCUGAAAUCUGGUUGUAAAUUAGAAUAUAUUCUGUUCAGUAGAAAAAAUGAGCUUGAAGAAAUAAAAACUGAUUUGCCUAAAUUAGGGGCAAAAAUCUACAAAAUGCCAUAUAGGGAAAUGGAGUUAUGGUCAGAUUUGACAACAAAUCCUGGAAUUAUGGGGGUGUUUAAAAUACCUGAAUUGAAAGAAACCAAGUAUUCAUUACCUGUGAACAUUAUAUGUGAUAAUAUUCGAGAUCCUGGAAAUCUAGGUUCAAUUUUAAGAACUUGUGCUGCAGCAGGAUGUAAAACUAUCAUCUGUACUAAAGGAUGCUGCGAUAUUUGGAAUGGCAAAGUAUUGAGAGGGGCAAUGGGAGCUCAUUUCAAAAUUCAAAUUGAAAAAUUAGAAUGGAAGCAAAUUGAAAAACGUAUCAGCUCAACAUCUUGGUUCAUAGCAGAUAACAAUUUAGUUAAGACUUUCAAGAAUACAUCCAUGAUAAUAGAUUUAAUUAAUACGAUACCAAUAGAAUCAUAUCAUCUUUUAAAGUAUAAAGGUUCACAUGAAAUCUCUUUAAUAAUUGGAGGAGAAACUGAGGGCAUAAGCGAAGAAGCAUAUAAGAUAGUGCAUUCUAAAGGUGGAUUAAGAAUAAAUAUACCUUUGAACAACAAAGUUGAAAGUUUAAAUAGUGGUACAGCUUUAGGUAUUCUAUUAUUUGAAAUCAAAAGACAAAUAGAUACUUGAUUUUGAA